Arabidopsis lyrata subsp. lyrata is the source of this 874-nucleotide messenger RNA. Its product is annotated as F-box protein At4g05010. Bases 179 to 664 code for a protein of 161 amino acids. The record is from RefSeq and is a predicted model, not a curated record. The transcript has 3 exons. NCBI's taxonomy places the organism in Eukaryota, Viridiplantae, Streptophyta, Magnoliopsida, Brassicales, Brassicaceae. Gene Ontology annotation, molecular function: protein binding.
UCUUCCUUAAUUCCAUUUUUUUUUUGUUUCCUAAUUUAAAAAUUUCUAUCAAAUCUUCAGUCUCAGAUUCUCUCUGUCAGAAAACGAUUCACAUAAUCUUUUGUUUCUUACUUCUGUUAUCUCUCUUAAAUCUUCUCUUGGAUUUUGCUUAUGAUCCAUUAGCUUCUGAAAUUCAGUUAUGGCGUUUUUGAGUGGUGGAUUUGAUAUUAAGUCGAAACGUGAGUGUGAGGGAUUAGGGUUAGGGUUUGUUAGGUUUACUAGAGGAUUAGGGAGGAAAAGAAUUCUCAUUUCUAAAUCUAAUUCAAAUUCUGAUCGAGCUCGGGCAAAUGAUUCGUCGCCGGAAGCUAAUAAGUCUCUGCUUGAAACUCUGCAUCAAGAUAUUUUGAUUCGAGUUCUUUGUCAUGUGGAUCACGAGGACCUAGCCACACUAAAACGUGUAUCUAAAACAAUAAGAAAAGCUGUAAUUGAAGCAAAGAAGUCGCAUUUUGAUUUUAGCACACCUAAAAAGAGAUUGCCUUUUCGAGACGCAAUACUAGUCCUUGAGGAAGAUUCGGAUUCGAGUAAUCAAGAUGAUGAAAUGGAGCCUCCAAAUGCACCAAUUCGAAGGAGGAUUAUUAAUCGUGAAUCGGAUUUGUCGAAGAUCUCUAUGGUAUUGUUUAAAUGAAGAAGAAAGGUAACCAAAAAAAGAAGAAGAAGAAGUCAGCUAAUUGUGCAGAAGAACAAGACAUUGAGUUCGCUUUCAAUUCUUAUCAUUGAAGCUUUUUAUUAUAUUUACUUAUAUCAUGUGAAUAUAACCAAUUAUUUGCAGACUUUGGAAGGUUAAAUAUUAUUUGUGAAUAAUUUAAUCUUUUGGCUUGUGAUCAGAGUAUCCUAA